AUGAAUAACGUUGAAAUCGAAGACUUUUAUCACCACGAUUUCACUACGGCUUCGGAAUGGGAGGUGUUCAUAGCACGUCUCGAAGAAAUUAUGCACGAAUGGAAACUAACCAGCACGAAAAUUGGUCGUUGUUUAAAGUCAGGAGAUUUUGUCAACUGUCAGUGGAAUGAAAAUUCCGAGAAACUUCAUUUUGCUGAUUCAGAAUUCACGUUGAAGCAUUUUAAGUUGAAAUUGGAAAAUGGGGACAUAGACAGUCCUUUGGAUGAAAAUGAGGAAGAGAAAGUACAGUGUCAUAGAGAUGUGAUAAAUACGUCAAAUGAUUUUGCCAGAAUGGAUGAAAAUCAUUUAGAGAUAGCUUGCUACUAUGGCAUCAGAGAGUUCCUUGUCUUACAGUCUACUAAAAGAGAAUCUGUGACAGAUGAAACUAAAAUUAAAAUACUACUCAGCUCUUUAACAAUUGCAGCAGCUAAUGCCAAUUGCGAUAUACCUACCCUGGUGCAAGUGCAAGAAUCAUGGCAAAAGAUGUACCUGGGAACUAGUAUUGGGAAAGGAAUUUGCAGUCAUUUUGACAUGGUGCACUUGAAAAAGAUACCGCCUCAUUGCAAAUACCUCACUGGUUUACUUGCUUUGUUUAAACAGAAGGCAGGAGAAUCUUGUGGAGUAAGGCUAGAUCCAGUAAUGAUAUCGGUGAGGUUCUCUUAUCUGUUGAAAGAUUGGACCACUAGUACAUGGACGCAAGAACCUCCAGACUUUGAUUUCAUGCAAGGAGAAACAUUAGGCGUAGCUGAAUUAGGCAAACUUCCAUUUGGAGCUACAUAUGAUCCUAUCGCGGAGCUCCAUUUAUUUACUACAUGGCCGGAAAUGUUGGAGAGCGUGGUAAUCGACAGUGAAGGUUUUACGGACUUGGAGCCACAGUUGGCACUUGAAUGGUCUGUGCAAGUAACAAUGAUAUCUUCGCCGGCUUGUCUACUCGGGGAAUAUUUAACAGACUUUUUGCACGUUUGUAACAACCCGAAAACUAUAGUAGAUUUGCUUGGAGACGCUGUGAUAUAUUCUCAACAAGAAGAGCAAUCAUUGAGUUCGGUUUUUAAUAUACUGACAGAGUCCAGAAUACCUACUAUUUCAGCAGUGGUUAGCAAAGCGACUCCGAAAAAGAAUACUAACGUGGAAGGACCUAUACAAGAGGAGAUAUUGUUGUCGAUAUUAUAUUUUCUAUUUCCUGAUGCGGAUAAGAACACUAAAACUCCAUAUGGCGACGUGAGUACCUGCAACGUGGACGAGGAUCAGUGGAAAGGAGUCAAAACUUGCGCCAUGGACAGUUUAGUAUGGCGCCUCUCUGUUGUCGCUGCACAUUGUACACACAAUCUUGGAGGUGUGGUUGCCCUAGCACAAUUGUGGUACGAGUUUGUGCAAGAGAUCAGAUUUCGUUGGGAAAGAAGCAUUCUCAUACCUGGAGUCGGUCCAGGUUUUCCAGAUUCCGUACGGACUUGCAUACUGCAUCAAAAACUUCAGAUGAUGAACUGCUGCAUCGAGAAGAAAAAGACUAGAGAAGAAUCAGCGCAUAAAUUCCACAGCAUGGACACCGAGGACUUCGAGACAGAGUCGGAAGAAGAAGAGUUUUUCGAGUGCACCAGCGAGGAACCAGCAAACGAGGACGUCUCGGCGACAAGGACGCAAUUGAAAGCGAGGUAUCCGUUGUGGAAUAAGCCCGCAGGAAGAUUGGCCAAACAUCCUUCGCUCAAAUUAAUCCAAACCGGAGAACCUCUUUAUUUGCCGAUAACACAGGAUCCGGUCCCGAAGACCGAGGAUCAGCUCGAGGAAGACGCACAGGUGAUGAUGCAGCUUGGAACCGACAAACAAGCAUCGGAAAUGCGAGCCAGAUUGAUGAGCGCGUCCCUCUUGUCAGACAUGGAAUCGUUCAAGGCGGCGAAUCCUGGAGCAGUGUUGGAAGACUUCAUUCGAUGGUAUUCUCCAAGAGAUUGGGUCGAAGACGAUGGAAUGGACGAGUGGAGCCAACCUACAGGGCAUUUAUCCGCAAGAAUGUUGAUACCCAACAACCCAUGGACCACGUCUUGGAGUUCAGCGCAGCCUGUCCCCGCGCAUCAACAGAAAAGGCUGUUCGACGAUACUAAAGAAGCGGAAAAAGCGUUGCAUUACCUAAGCUCGAAGCGGAUAGGUCAAGUCGCACAGCAUCUUCUGCCAGUACUGACUCACGCGGCACUGUAUACCCUCAGUCAACAGAAACAAGACGCUCUGCCGAACCUGCCUGACGUUACGCACAGCAUACUCAAUAAACUGCAAUACGCUACGAAACCUAUUCAUCAGAAGAUACAUAUAUACGAGGAAAUUACUCGGGAUAUAGAAGGUGUGGAGACUUUAGUCGCUCAAGUGAAUUCCCUGCAACACAAACUAGGAGGCAACGAUGAUUCCAAAGAAUUUACUUCGUUCCUUGUUCAGCUGAUGCGAGGAAAGGAAGUGGAGGUGCCAGGUGGCUCUAGAGGAAACAUAGCCUCUCGGAUAACCACCAUGUUCAGAGAGGCUCAAAAGGCUGCACUUUCAAUGACUUCCGUGAACAGCAACAUGGAAAUAGAUGGUGUCGGGGACGGUAAAUUAAAAACAUUUCCCGAGCCUUCAUGCAAAGAGUUCAUUUUACGGAUUGUGACGCCGAGACCGUCACCCACCUCGACACCGCAACCGCAGAGGAUGUACGCGUGCCUCAAACGAGAUUAUAUCCGGCUGGCCGGCUUCUUCUCAGAGGAUACAAUAUUUGUAUAGUUUACGCGUUUUAAUGUUCACUUCGCGCAAUGCAGAUCAACGCAGUAUCCGAAAUUUUUUUUUGUAUUUUUCAUUUUUUAAUCUU
Messenger RNA from Dufourea novaeangliae, 2860 nucleotides. RefSeq names its product rab3 GTPase-activating protein catalytic subunit (gene Rab3GAP1). Lineage: Eukaryota; Metazoa; Arthropoda; Insecta; Hymenoptera; Halictidae. The transcript is spliced from 14 exons. The coding region runs from base 1 to 2775 and encodes 924 amino acids. Gene Ontology annotation, biological process: positive regulation of GTPase activity. Gene Ontology annotation, molecular function: GTPase activator activity. The record is from RefSeq and is a predicted model, not a curated record.